AUUACCAAAAAGAAAAAGAAACGAAAAGGUUACGAAGAAAAAAAUGGAAGAGAGAAGAGGUAGGAAAAUAAUAAUGUUCCCUUUACCGUUUGUAGGACACUUGAACCCAAUGAUCCAACUCGCCAGGAUAUUUCACCAUCGUGGCUUCUCCGUCACGAUCCUCCACACUUCCUUCAACUUUCCCGAUCCUUGUCACUACCCACUCUUUACUUUUCGAACCAUCCCUCACAGCAACGCAGGAGGAGAGGACCCUCUGACUCAACCAGAUGCUUCCAGUAUGGACCUCGUCGCCUUCAUUCGUCUGCUAAGACAAACUUACGCGGAGCCGUUUCGCCAGUCUCUGGCGGCCGAAGUAGGCAGAGGAGAGACAGUGUGUUGUUUGGUCUCCGACGCUGUUUGGAUGAGGAACACGGAGGUUGCAGCGGAAGAGGUAGGUGUUCGUAGGAUGGUGUUGAUCACACAAGGUUUGGCGUCGUUUUGUGCCUUUGCUGCUCUACCUCUUCUCAGAGAUAAGAAUUAUCUUCCUAUUCAAGUUUCUAGAUUAGAUGAGCUAGUGACAGAGGUUCCACCUUUGAAAGUGAAGGAUCUUCCGGUAAUGGAAACGAAUGAGCCGGAGGAACUCUAUCUGGUAGCUAUCGACAUGAUUGAAGGAGCCAAUUCUUCUUCAGGAGUCAUAUGGAACACAUUCGAAGAUCUUGAAAGACUCUCACUCACGGAUAUUAGCAGCAAGUCUCAAGUUCCCAUAUUCCCGAUUGGACCGUUUCACAAGCAUAGCGACAAUGUUCUACCGACGACAAAGAACAUAGAAGAACAUGUAACAACCAAUUGGCUCAAUAAGCAAGAGCCACAGUCUGUGAUCUAUGUGAGUUUUGGAAGCCUUGCAGAUAUAGAGGAGAAGGAGUUUCUCGAAAUUGCAUGGGGCCUAAGAAACAGCGAACAGCCAUUCUUGUGGGUAGUUAGACCUGGAUUUAUCCGAGGGACCGAGUGGCUGAAGGCAUUACCGAGUGGGUUUGUGGAGAACAUUGGCCAGAAGGGAAAAAUUGUGAAAUGGGUGAAUCAACUAGAGGUAUUGGCGCAUUCUGCAGUUGGAGCGUUUUGGACGCAUUGUGGAUGGAACUCGACACUAGAGAGCAUAUGUGAAGGUGUUCCAAUGAUAUGUACACCGUGUUUCACGGACCAGUUUGUGAACGCGAGGUACAUCGUCGAUGUAUGGCGUAUCGGAAUUGAGUUAGAGAGAACUAAGAUGGAUAGGAAGGAGAUUGAGAAGGUUUUACGAAGUGUAAUGACAAAGGAAGGAGAUGGAAUUAGAGAGAUGUGUUUGAAAUGGAAAGAAAUAGCUAAUGUUUGCUUAGGUAAAGGUGGGUCUUCUUCCAAGCAUUUAGAAAAACUUGUGGAUCAUGUCCUGUCUUUUGAUUCUUAAUUAUGCUUUUGUAAGUUAGAAAAGCUACGUGUGAGCAUUGUCUCUAAAACACUCUUCACACCUAUGAAAUAAAAUAUGGAUAAUGGA
Capsella rubella is the source of this 1507-nucleotide messenger RNA. RefSeq names its product UDP-glycosyltransferase 76F1. The transcript has 2 exons. Lineage: Eukaryota; Viridiplantae; Streptophyta; Magnoliopsida; Brassicales; Brassicaceae. The record is from RefSeq and is a predicted model, not a curated record. Gene Ontology annotation, molecular function: UDP-glycosyltransferase activity. Bases 44 to 1420 code for a protein of 458 amino acids.